Messenger RNA from Nymphaea colorata (pocket water lily), 514 nucleotides. RefSeq lists its product as uncharacterized. The transcript has a single exon. Lineage: Eukaryota; Viridiplantae; Streptophyta; Magnoliopsida; Nymphaeales; Nymphaeaceae. The record is from RefSeq and is a predicted model, not a curated record. The coding region runs from base 35 to 241 and encodes 68 amino acids.
AGAAUCAACAUUUGGAGAGAGACAGGAAGAGAGAAUGGUGUUCUUCUGCUUCUUGGUGGAUCAGAGGAGAACAACGGAGAGCACCAAGCCGGCGGCCGGGAUCUGCUCAAGGUGCAACGCCGGUGCGCGGGUUGCGGAGAUGAAGACCUCCACCCGCUUCUGCGCUGUUCCCUUCUAUUCUCGCAGCUGGAAGGCUAUUAUAUGCUCCUUCUGCGGCACCAUCCUCAAGUCCUAUGCCUAAACUAUGAUGGCAUCAUUUCUUUCUUGUAAGUUGUAAAUAAUAUCAGCCAUCUCAGUGGCCACAUAAGGUGGAUGGUAGCUUUGCUUAAGCCCCAAUGGUGAUAGUGGGAUGAACUUGACUGAGAUGCUUUACGUUCCGUAAGUUAAGCAUGUAAAAAGCCUCCCCUUAAAGCCGCCGGAACUAGCCGAUUUAAAGGCAUGUAUAGCCUGCCGCGUUGGCUCUGUGGAUGCAAACAAUUCAACAACAAACCUACAUGUGAUUUCAACUCUGAAC